Molecule: messenger RNA, 3698 nt
Organism: Mya arenaria
Lineage: Eukaryota; Metazoa; Mollusca; Bivalvia; Myida; Myidae
Product: decapping and exoribonuclease protein-like
Exons: 7
Coding region: 183-1220 (345 amino acids)
Biological process (GO): NAD-cap decapping; nuclear-transcribed mRNA catabolic process
Cellular component (GO): cytosol; nucleus
Molecular function (GO): mRNA 5'-diphosphatase activity
Source: RefSeq, a predicted model, not a curated record
CGUGUACCUUACGAGUAUUGUUCUUGUCCAUACACGUAAUACGAUCUACGUUAUCGGAAUGAAUACAAAGUAAUAAAAUAUUGGACUAUAAAAUGUGCCAAUCAAUAUUUCUAUAAAAAGCUAUUUUCAGAAAUUUCAAGAGACUCAAUAAAUCGUACAUUAGCUAAUCAUUCAGUCAGAAAAUGGCGAGAUUAAACACCGACAUUAGACGAUUUGACGGCCCAAACUCAGGUUUUAAACACCAUGGAGAGAUUGGGUGCUUCUCAUUAGAUAUUACCAGGGAAUUUCAAGAUGAUACCCGCCAGCGGAAAUAUUUUAUUAAACCGUCAAAUUAUAACAAUGUUAGAUUUGAUCUGACAAAAGGAUAUGAGGGAAUGGUGAAAAGAGAUGAAUAUAAGAACGAACAGCUCGACCACAUUCUGAAAUGGAUACGAAUACAUGAGCAGAGAAUUACCCAAAUCGACUUCAUAUGCGACAGGAGUUUGUUAAAAAGGUUACUGUCUACGCUGUAUACGAGAAAAGAGGACUGGAAGUUCGCAGUGACUCUUCAUAAUGGCACAUACUACCUGUGUGACUAUCACACCAACCAGAAACUGGAACUAAAACAACAAAUGAUGGGAGGGAAGGACGAAGAGAUGUGUGCGUGGGGCUUCAAAUUCGAGCAGUAUCUUACCGCAAGUUCCAAAGAUUCCGUUCCAAAUCCAGACCUGCAAUAUAACAACUGUGAAGCCUUCUAUACUGUUGUGAAAUCCCAGGUCGGCGCCCACACACUAGUAUACUGUGGCGAGGUCGAUGCUGUACCGGUAAAUCCAGACGGGUCUAUGGGUGAACAUUAUGUUGAGUUCAAAACCACCUCACAUUCCUCACUGCAGAGAGGCAGUUUUAAAAGGUUCAAGCUUCUAAAGUGGUGGACACAGAGUGUUCUUGCGGAUGUUCCCGAAAUUGUUUGUGGGCUGCGAAACGAUGCUGGAAUUGUUACCAAGCUACAAACAUACAAAACUCAACAUUUACCAACGAUGGCCGGAGAUAUACCUGAUCCAUGGAGGCCAAAUGUUUGUUGGAACUUCCUGGACCAUCUUCUUGCCUUCAUCAAGUCUAAUGUGAAGAUAGAUGAUCCAAGGCUCGUUCACCUCCUAGAGUUUUCAGGCGGGAAUAUCACUUGUACCCGGCUUCCACCUGACUCCAAAUACACUUUCCUGCAUAAAUGGUAUACUCAGUAGCCUGUAUUAUGUGGAGGUUUGCCGCUGAUCCAUAUCAAACCGGUUCGAUGCAACGUGAUUGAUUUUGAUCAGGGCAGCUGAAAGAUUGAGAUUGCUACACCAUGUUAUAGACUUCAUAAAUACAAAAUGCUUGACAACUUUGACAACUUUAGUUUAAACUGUCCCUUGUUAAAUCGUUCCUAUUGUGCACGUCCCUUGUUACAUCGUUCAUAUAGUGCACGUCCCUUGUUACAUCGAUCAUAUGAUGUACGUCCCUUGUUACAUCAUUCAUAUGGUGCACGUCCCUUGUUACAUCGUUCAUAUGGUGCACGUCCCUUGUUACAUAGUUCCUAUGGUGCACGUCCCUUGCUACAUCGAUCAUAUGGUGCACGUCCUUUGUUACAUCGUUCCUAUGGUACAUGUCCCUUGUUACAUCGUUCCUAUGGUGCACGUCCCUUGUUACAUCGAUCAUAUGGUGUGCGUCUCUUGUUGCAUCGUUCCUAUGGUGCACGUCCCUUGUUACAUCGAUCAUAUGGUGCGCGUCCCUUGUUACAUCGUUCCUAUGGUACACGUCCCUUGUUACAUCGUUCAUAUGGUGCACGUCCCUUGUUACAUCGAUCCUAUGGUGCACGUCUCUUGUUACACUGUUUCCGUAUUUUCAUCCCAGUUUGGCGCGUCCGUAUUUUAGCUAGCUCAAUUUAUUGACAAAAUUAUGUUUAUGUUCAAUAAUAAAACAACUCAUAAACUCAAUAUUUAUCAAGGUUGAUAGUUCAAAUAUUCACAAAUAUGUAUUUCUAAGUAUUUGGUAACUCCUCCUCUGUAUGUUCCCUGUAAAAUAUUCUAUCAAAUCAUGGCCCAACGUUUCCUAGUAAUUCAACACCUCCUGUUUCCACUUUUUCUCAUGUCAAAUCCUUGGUCUAAAUAUCAUGCCAUUGACAUACAUCCGUAAGAGACUAUCAUAUUGUCCUAGUCAAAGUACCUGUGUUAAAUACGCCAGUCCAGUCUCCUCUGUAUCUGUUCUGGUUACAUGAUGGACGAUGGCGUUGUUCUUAUUUCUCCCAGGGGAGGUAAAUGGAGCUUCUCUGUCGUCCGUUUCUUUUAAAACAAGCAAAGACCCUAGUUAAUCUUUUCAGCUCUUAUUUUUCUUAUGCUUCUAAAUCUGAAACCUCGUCCAGUCGUUAACUGUCAAGACAAUCUUAGGCUAAGAUUAAAACGCAAGAACUUAAGAACUAUUAUAACAAAGUCUGAAAUUAAAUCGGGAAUAAACCUAUGCUGAUCUAUAAAUAAUUCUUGUCACCACCACAAUAAAACCGUAUGACUUUUCAACAUUUUUAACUCUAUUCCUCAAUUGUCGCUUAAGAAGAAAUUAAAACCUCUAAUAACAAAAACAUACGCUAGAACUGAUUAGAUUAAUAGCAGUAAAAAAUAAAAACAACAUUUUCCCACUAAUGCAUAAUUAGACGAAUGUAUUUACUGGACUUGCUCUGAUGUUUGUGAAGUGUUUAUUGUGUACUUCAUUCAUUAACUUUUGACACGAGUUUAAUCGGCAAACACUAUGAACUCCUAUGGAUGCUAAGUAUGCACCUUGCAGACCUUUUUAUAUUGUAACGAGCGUGAUAUGCUCAACAUCUCUUAGUCUGGAGUUCGUGUGCUCUCUGAGAUAUCUAACAAUACUUUGGGUACAGUGUUAACAUUUGAAGUAUGGUUAAUCCCUCAUUUACGGAAAUAUCAAAUAGAUAUAACCUUCAGAAUUAAAACAUAGUAAAUCAAACACGUCUGACCAAGAUAAUUAGUUUUUAAAUCUUCAACUUUUUUGGCAAAUUUACCAUCAAACUUGAUAAAAAGAGGGUUGAUUUUAACUUUUAAAUUGUAAAUUAUCCUUCUUUGGACGGCGAUAUUCCGAGGCCCCAUCCUAUAGUGAAUUCAUUUUGCAAUUGGUUAGAUUUGCUAGGUUGUGUUCGGAAGUGGUUGAGUUUUGUUCCUGUUGUUAUUUAAUGACUGGCCAUUGCCUUGUGCAGGGCUUUUUUUUUGAAUGUUGGACUCCUGAGCUUGUCCCUGUAAAUUUUAUUGCAUUAUUAAUUCUCUGUUCCAUAUUUCUCAGGAUGAGGGAAUGACAGGAGUUUUAGAAGUUGUACUGAUCGUGUUAUUUGUGCUUGGAUGUGUCAUACUUUCAUAAUAUAACAUCAACAUUUUUUUAUCAAUGUUGUCAAUAAGCAUCUGCAUGCUAUUAAUGUAAUGUGUUAUAUUUUUGCCGGUAUAUUUUCUUUGAAUUAUUUCUUUAAACACUUGGAUCAAAGUAUAUAAAAGUUAUGUAUUUGUGACACGACUUUGUAAGAAAUACAAUUUUACUAACAAUAUAGCUUUGUAUUUUCAUAUUUCUUGGAACUUAUGUUGUUAAUUUGUUUGUAAAAUCCAAAGAUCAGUACACAUUUGAGUGGCAUAACAAACCAAUAUAGAUAUUUUUGAAUUCCAUAUAUUAAUACAUGUAUACUCGUAUAU